GCGGCCGUGUGAUGGGGUGGGAGCCGCGGCGUCGGGCCGUCCCGUCCCGCGCCGCCUGGGGACGGUAGGAAGAUGGCGCUGAGGGGAGCUGUGUGACAGUCCUGGCCGUGCCGCCCGCCGGGGCAGCAGCUCUCGGUCUGGUAGCAUGAGAGAGGCGGCACGGGAGCAAGGCCGGUCCUCUCACAUGCUUCGGGUGCAGUUAAAUGACACAGUGAACGGGAGGGGAAAAAAGAACACGGAGAUGACCUCCUUGUUCCGUCUUCUUGCAAGCUCAGAGGGCAGCGAGGCUGAUCGGUGCGAGCCUCAGUAAGCAGGGGAAGUAACCUGAAGAUGUUGACAGAACAAUGAUGGUAAAAGGCAAAGAGAGUCCUGGCUGUAGAAGUAGGACAAGGAGUCAUGAAGUGCCUAAAUAAUAAAAGUCCCACAAAAUGCAAAAGCACCCUUGGGACUUGAUCAUCGACCAAUAGUGAAAGCUGGAAGCAGUCCAUCUGAGGUCAUCGGAGUCCUUUGGACAGUAAAUGAAACUUUCUUGGCAAUAGCCACGUGUGGACUGCAGAGACCACGCCUCCAGCAGUUAACAUUUGCAAUGAAGAAUGCACUGUAGUCUGGAGGAUUUGAGAGAGGAGUGUGCAGUCAAGCCUCUGUUCCUUUCAAGGCUUCGUAAAGCAUAGCUGUGUUCUUCAGACAUAAUAGCAAAAUUGCCCUCUGUUUUUGGUAUGAUGCUGGAGAAGUGUUCCUUCUGUAAAAAAGGGGAAUGUAUCAAACCUGUAAAAGUGGACAGAAAGCCUGGAAAUGCAGCAGCUAAGAUCAGAAUUGAAGCAGAUGGAACCUAUUUUCAGAUCAAUCAGGAUGGAGGAGCACAAAAACUGGAAAAGGCUAAAAUUACUCUGAAUGACUGUUUAGCUUGUAGUGGCUGCAUUACAUCUGCAGAGAGUGUUCUGAUCACUCAACAGAGCCACGAAGAACUCUACAAAGUGUUAACUUCCAACAAGACUGCCGCUCCCAAAGAACAGAAAUUGGUGGUGGUUUCUGUUUCACCACAAUCCAGAGCUUCACUAGCUGCAAAAUGCAAAAUGAGUAUUCUAGAAACAGCAAAGAAGUUGACUGCAUUCUUCAAAAGUUUAGGUGUGCACUAUGUUUUUGAUACAACUUUCUCAAGAAACUUCAGCCUAUUGGAGAGCCAACGAGAGUUUGUAAAGCGCUUUCAAAAGCAAUCUGAAGACAGAAAGGCUUUGCCAAUGCUAGCUUCUGCCUGCCCAGGUUGGAUCUGCUACGCAGAGAAAACUCACGGCAGUUUCAUCAUCCCGUACAUCAGCACCACCAAAUCUCCACAGCAGGUCAUGGGCUCUUUGGUCAAGGGCUAUUUUGCAGAACAGCAGCACUUAAGACCUGACCAGAUAUACCAUGUAACAGUGAUGCCCUGUUAUGACAAAAAGCUAGAGGCUUCAAGGCCAGACUUUUUCAACCAGGAGUACCAAACUCGUGAUGUGGACUGUGUAAUCACCACAGGAGAAGUGCUAAAGUUGUUGGAACAAGAAGGAGUGUCUCUAUCAGAUGUAGAUCCUGCUCCACUGGAUACCAUGUUCCAGAGCACAGCAGAAGCAGAGCUCACGGGCCACUCAGGAGGGGGAUCUGGCGGCUAUUUGGAGCACAUCUACAAGUAUGCAGCCAGGGAGCUCUUUGGAAUUCAAGUGGAUACACUUCAGUACAAACCUUUAAAAAACAAGGACUUCCAGGAGGUGACCCUGGAGAAGGAUGGAACAGUCCUGCUCCAGUUUGCUUUGGCAUAUGGCUUUCGGAACAUCCAGAACUUGGUGCAAAAGCUGAAACGAGGAAAAUCACCCUAUCACUAUGUGGAAGUCAUGGCCUGCCCAUCAGGCUGUUUAAAUGGAGGUGGCCAGAUCAAACUAGCCAGUGACUCCAACAAGGAGCAGCUCCAGCAAGUGGAGAGGUUGUAUGAGUCUCUCAAGAGUGAGAUUCCUGAGGAGAACCGCCCUGUGAGGGAGCUGUACGAGCAGUGGCUGGGCGGCGCAGGGUCUGAGCGGGCUGCGGGGGCCCUGCACACGUCGUACCACGCAGUGGAGAAGGCAAACUCCGCGUUUAACAUCAAGUGGUGAAGCCUGACGCUGCGAUGCCCAGAUGCAGAUACCUUGUGCCUCGUUCUAAGUCGAUUGCAUUUAAGACUCCCAAAGGACAGGUAGAGUUCUGUGCCCCAGUGGGGAGUUUGCAAGGCCUGAGUCCCGCUGGGGAUGAGAACGUGAUGCGCCAUGCGGGCAGGCAGCGUUCAGCUUUAGAGUUGCUGAAGUGACAUGAAGUAAAAACCAAACGCUGACGUAACGCACACAGCAAAAGCAGCAGCGGUGUGACCCAGCCUCUACGUGAUCCUUAGGGACCAGCUCUGCUCCCUUUACAACGCUGCUUCUGCCAGAAGUGAUGAACCUCAGGUCCUGAAGGAUUUGGCUCGCAGUAGCCGCGGCCUGGCCGAGAGGAGCUUGGUGCUGUGUGACAGUGUUACCUGUGCGGGCCUUGCUGGGAUGUCAGGGCACUGUUAGGGCUGUCUCUGUCAGGACAUGCCCAGUUCAUUAUAAAUGGUCUGGUCAGAGCUCA
Colius striatus (speckled mousebird) is the source of this 2607-nucleotide messenger RNA. It is a transcript of the gene CIAO3, whose product is annotated as cytosolic iron-sulfur assembly component 3. The transcript is spliced from 12 exons. The record is from RefSeq and is a predicted model, not a curated record. Lineage: Eukaryota; Metazoa; Chordata; Aves; Coliiformes; Coliidae. Bases 717 to 2117 code for a protein of 466 amino acids. Gene Ontology annotation, biological process: iron-sulfur cluster assembly. Gene Ontology annotation, cellular component: cytosolic [4Fe-4S] assembly targeting complex. Gene Ontology annotation, molecular function: 4 iron, 4 sulfur cluster binding.